UAACGGCGCCCGCCUCUCCCGGCCGUGCUUUCCCCACGUACUCGGAUGGCGGCGGCCGCACUGAGGCUCCCGGCUCAGCAGGGCACUGUGGCAUUUGAAGACGUGGCUGUGAACUUUUCCCAGGAAGAAUGGAGUCUCCUUAGUGAGGUUCAGAGAUGCCUUUACCAUGAUGUGAUGCUGGAGAACUGGGUACUUAUAUCCUCCCUGGGUUAUUGGUGUGGAUCAGAAGAUGAGGAGGCACCUUCUAAGCAGAGCAUUUCUAUACAAAGAGUGUCUCAGGUCAACACUCCUAGGGUAGGUGUGUCUCCCAAGAAGGCCCACUCUUGUGAAAUGUGUGGUGCAAUCUUGAGAGACAUUUUGCACUUGGCAGAUCAUCAGGGGACACAUCACAAGCAGAAACUGCACAGGUGUGAGGCAUGGGGGAAUAAAUUGUAUGAUAGUUCAAACCAUCAGCACCAGAAUCAGUACCUUGGAGAGAAACCCUGUAGAAGCAGUGUUGAAGAAGCGUUGUUUGUGAAGAGGUGUAAGUUCCAUGUGUCAGAGGAGUCAUCUGUCUUCAUUCAGAGUGGGAAGGACUUUUUGCCCAGCUCAGGAUUACUGCAGCAGGAGGCCACUCACACUGGGGAGAAGUCAAACAGCAAACCUGAGUGUGAGUCUCCCUUUCAGGGGGAAAAUACUCAUUACAGCUGUGGAGAAUGCAUGAAACAUUCUGGCACCAAACACAUACUUGUUCAACAGCAGAGAGUUCUCCCUAGAGAAGAAUGUUAUUGCUGCGAAUGUGGGAAAUCCUUUAUCAAAUAUGAUGGCUUCAGUAAUCAUCAGAGAGUUCACACUAGGAAAAGACCUUAUGAAUGUGGAGAAUGUGGGAAAUCUUUUAGUCAUAAGGGCAGCCUUGUUCAGCAUCAGCGAGUUCAUGCUGGAGAAAGACCUUAUGAGUGUGGAGAAUGUGGGAAAUCUUUUAGUCAAAAUGGUACCCUCAUUAAACAUCAACGAGUUCACACUGGAGAAAGACCUUAUGAGUGUGAAGAAUGUGGGAAAUGUUUUACUCAGAAGGGCAAUCUGAUUCAACAUCAACGAGGUCACACUAGUGAAAGACCUUAUGAGUGUGAAGAAUGUGGAAAAUGUUUUAAUCAAAAGGGCACCCUCACUGAACAUCAUCGAGUUCACACUAGAGAAAGACCUUAUGAGUGUGGAGAAUGUGGGAAAUCUUUUAGUCGAAAGGGACACCUUAGGAACCAUCAGCGAGGUCACACUGGAGAAAGACCUUAUGAGUGUGGAGAAUGUGGGAAAUCUUUUAGUCGAAAGGGCAACCUCAUUCAGCAUCAGCGAAGCCACACUGGAGAAAGGCCUUAUGAGUGUAGGGAGUGUAGGAAAUUAUUUAGGGGCAAGUCCCACCUCACUGAACACCAGAGAGUUCACACUGGAGAAAGGCCAUAUGAAUGUAAUGAAUGUGGGAAAUCAUUUCUAGACAGCUCUGGGUUUCGUGUUCAUCAGAGAGUUCACACUGGAGAAAAACCAUUUGAGUGCAGUGAAUGUGGGAAAUCAUUUCCUCAAAGCUGUUCCCUCCUUCGACAUCGGAGAGUUCAUACUGGAGAAAGGCCUUAUGAGUGUGGAGAAUGUGGAAAGUCAUUUCAUCAGAGCUCUUCCCUCCUUCGACAUCAGAAAAUUCAUACUGCAGAAAGACCUUAUGAGUGCAGAGAAUGUGGGAAAUUCUUCUUCAGUCUCCUUGAACACAGGAGAGUUCACACUGGAGAAAGGCCUUAUGAAUGCAGUGAAUGUGGAAAAACAUUUACUCGAAGAUCUGCGCAUUUUAAACAUCAGAGACUUCAUACUCGAGGAAAGCCUUAUGAGUGCAGUGAAUGUGGGAAAUCCUUUGCUGAAACGUUCAGUCUUACUGAACACAGGAGAGUUCACACUGGAGAAAGGCCUUAUGAGUGCAGUGAAUGUGGAAAAUCAUUUCAUCGAAGCUCUUCUCUCCUUCGACAUCAGAGAGUUCACACAGAAAAAAGUCCUUACAAGUGA
Messenger RNA from Rhinopithecus roxellana (golden snub-nosed monkey), 2022 nucleotides. It is a transcript of the gene ZNF418, whose product is annotated as zinc finger protein 418. Lineage: Eukaryota; Metazoa; Chordata; Mammalia; Primates; Cercopithecidae. The record is from RefSeq and is a predicted model, not a curated record. The transcript has 3 exons. Gene Ontology annotation, biological process: regulation of DNA-templated transcription. Bases 46 to 2022 code for a protein of 658 amino acids.